CCUCACGACAGUUGCUACCAUCGCAUGGAAUCUGGACCUUCGCUAUUUCUUCAUCGGGUACGGCGCUGACGGAUUGUGUGGGUCUAGCUUCACCUUCUACCUAGCGGGGUACGCGUUCACGGCAGACAUUACCCCACCUGCUAAAGUGAGAACCGUGGCACUGGCUGUGGUGGAUGCAGCCAGGGGUAUCGCUGAGAUAUCUCUACACAUAGCCACUGGGUAUUUGAUUCAGAUUAACGGCUACCUGUAUCCGUCUGUGGGGAUGGCUGCCUUGACAAUGCUGGACCUCCUUGUCGUGGUGACCCUGCUUCCGGAAACGGUCAAAAGAAAUAGGGCCUGUAUCUCUCCCAUUGCGGCCGUAAAAAUGUGUUUGGUUUUUAUUUUAGAAAAGGGGCUACAGGUAACCGUGCCCUAUUCUGGAUCUGUAUAAGCGUUUUCUUGUUUAAGAUGAUAGACGAGCAUGGCACAGUAAAUAUCGAGAACUUGUACAUGCUGAGUCCGCCCUUUUGCUGGGACUCUGUCAAACUGGGACUGUACGGUGCCCUGAAGUACGGCGUCUACUACUUCAGCAGUGUCGUCAUCAUUAAGGCCCUCCACGUCUGCACCACGGACGGUAUAGUUGGUAUCAUCGGCUUCAUGUCUGCAGCUGCAUCUAAAAUUGUACAAGGCCUUGCUUUCGUGGACUGGAUGUUGUACUUAGUUCCGGUUGUGGGUUUAGCUUCAUCAGCUAUCUCACCAGCAUUACGGGCUAUCCUGUCUAGAAUGGUACCAGCCGACGAGCAGGGUGCCAUAUUUACAAGUAUGUCUGUGGUGGAGGCUGUCUGUGAUGCUGUCGGGUCUACCUCACUCAACGUCGUCUAUGAAGCAACGCUGAGCGUCAUGCGCGGUGCAGUGUUUCUCAUAAUGGCGGCCACCAAAAUCGUAGCCAUUAUAUUGUUGACAGUAUUUGUGUUCAAGACUCGGUCGAUAGCAGUGUCACCCCAGAACACCCUCUGUGUACAAGGGCGUGAUGAAGAGGAUGCCUCUGAUGAGGAGCAGCAGUAGCUCUAUUCCACAGCAACAUCAAGCAGUCUGACAUGUGCCAUAACAGUGCAAGGACAGAUUGGUUAGUUGGCCGCACUCAGCAAUAUUCCAGCUAUAUGGCGGCGGUCUGGAACUAAUCGAAUCUGUACCAGACAAUUCAGUAAUCAACAG
Haliotis rubra (blacklip abalone) is the source of this 1194-nucleotide messenger RNA. Its product is annotated as proton-coupled folate transporter-like. The transcript is spliced from 4 exons. Gene Ontology annotation, cellular component: membrane. NCBI's taxonomy places the organism in Eukaryota, Metazoa, Mollusca, Gastropoda, Lepetellida, Haliotidae. The record is from RefSeq and is a predicted model, not a curated record. Gene Ontology annotation, molecular function: transmembrane transporter activity. Gene Ontology annotation, biological process: transmembrane transport. The coding region runs from base 448 to 1044 and encodes 198 amino acids.